UGUCAGCAGCUUUAUAUCAAUUUACGUGUUUACAAUCGUUAAAUUAAUUAAAGAUAAAUGCUAAAGAAUCGCAAUUACUUAUGCUCCCGUACUUAUCGAAUCUGAGAGAGGAAAGUAAGGAGACGCUAACUGUAAACGCGACCGCCAACUACAGUUCAUGACAAUGAAUGGUCAGGUCUGAACAAUGGUCACUCCAUUAAUCACUACGGUUCGCGUGGAAUGAUUUGACCUUUCAGAUAUCUUGGAAAACCGCUUUAGUUUGUGUCCCUACGGUGUGGCAAACUCUCCAACGGGUGCGCAAGUAUAAGGAAGUAUAAGACUCGCCUACUGUUAAUGACAUAGCAUUGGAUUGUUCAACCACUUCGUUUUUUUUUGUCAGCUACGUUGGGGAACAAUUCUAACAUUUUUGACAAUUGCGCAAGGAUCUUGAGCCGCUAAUGUCUAGUUUAUAAGUUACCUACGUACACACGUUUGGUUUACAGGCCCAAAUACAAAGGCACAGUUCAAGAAUCACCGUUUGAUGAUUGUUUUACCUACGGCUACGCUGUGUGUAUUGGAUUUCGUUUCUAAUCUUAAUUGGAAAAGAAUUUGGACAUUUUUCAACAAGCGCGGGUAUCCGCCAAGUGCCUUCUGUUUACGUUCAGUAAGGAUACUAAACCAGACUAAUUCACGGUUCAAUAUUUGAUUGUUUAACCUCUGAACCGUUUAUGUUAAACCUUAUUUAACGUGAAAACAAUAUAGAUUGGUUGUUUUUCUCCAUAACGGACAAUUCCAGCGAUGCCUGAGACAAAAGAUAUUUUCAUUGGAAUGACAGUGGCAAACGUCGUCAUCCUCAUUCUUAACACAAUUGGCAAUUUUCUCGUCAUUCAAGCCAUCGUACGAACCAAUCGACUGCGCACUGCUUCCAACUUUUUGGUAGCUAAUCUAGCUUUUUGCGAUCUCAUGUCACCAUUAUUAAACAUUCCCAUUGAUAUUUCGGUAGAGGUAUCCUCCCUCGCGUGGCAUUAUGGUCCUGUUGUAUGUCGCAUAAUUUGGCCAGUAGCAACAAUGAUGACUACGUCCUCAGCCCUAACGCUUGUUGCCAUUUCUAUCGAUCGUUCAAGGGCACUUCGUCAUCCUUUCGUGACAAAACUUACAUUAUAUCAAGCAGUGGGAACUGUUUUGUUCAUACAUGUAGUCUCACUGUUGCUUAUAAUCCCAUAUUCCAUAGCUAGCGUGAUUAUUGAUGGACAAUGCGCCGAAGACUGGAAUGCGAGCAUAUUUACAUCGCGUCAAUAUACUCUUAUAAUUUUUCACGUACAGUAUCUCAUGCCGUUGAUCGUAUUAGCUUUAGUUUACAGUUGUGCUGCUCGUUAUUUGCGUCGCUCCACCCUAAGCCUGAUAAAGCUGGAAGAAUGUACGGAUUCUAGCGUGGAACAGUCGGAAACCAAAUCAUUGAGAAGACGCCGAAGCAACGCACCAAACAGUCCAAGAAGACAGGCGAGUUUAACAAUUCGCCGAGAACAAAACACGCGUGUAAUGAAAAUGUUCGCGGUCGUUGUAACAGUUUUCGCGUUUUUGACUUUGCCUAAUAAUGUUCGUUGGAUGGUAGAUGAUUUUGCCAACCAUACUCAGUACGCACACAAAAACUUAGUCUCCUUUCUAUGUACAAUGUGUACGUAUUUCAAUUGUUUCGCCAACCCAAUAAUUUACGGGACUUUCUCAAGAGAUUAUAAAGUUUCUUUCCUACGCGUGCUGACGCUAGGUCGUUAUGGCAACGCUUACGAGUCAAAACCAAGACGUACAGGUUUAUCGAGAUUGCCUUCGAGUUUUCGACGAAGACGUUCAUUGAACAAUUUCCGUGAUGAUAUGAAUCGUAGAGAAGUAACGGGGACAAUGGUUUGACAAUAUUGCUAUAAAUAUUUUGAAUUGAAUUUAUAGCAGUACAGUAGACACAAAUCUAGAUUCUAGAUUCAGUAUGUAUAGUUUAUUGUAAAUAUAAAGAUAUCCAAAUUCCAAAACGUUAACUUAUA
Molecule: messenger RNA, 2012 nt
Organism: Dendronephthya gigantea
Lineage: Eukaryota; Metazoa; Cnidaria; Anthozoa; Malacalcyonacea; Nephtheidae
Product: neuropeptide FF receptor 1-like
Exons: 1
Coding region: 778-1884 (368 amino acids)
Biological process (GO): G protein-coupled receptor signaling pathway
Cellular component (GO): membrane
Molecular function (GO): G protein-coupled receptor activity
Source: RefSeq, a predicted model, not a curated record